Molecule: messenger RNA, 3222 nt
Organism: Leishmania major strain Friedlin
Lineage: Eukaryota; Euglenozoa; Kinetoplastea; Trypanosomatida; Trypanosomatidae
Exons: 1
Coding region: 1-3222 (1073 amino acids)
Source: RefSeq, a predicted model, not a curated record
AUGCCGGCCGAUGCUCGAGCGCAGCUCCUUCCCAGCGGCACCGAGGUGGCGGUGGAGAAAUGCUUCCCCUUGGACGAUGCCCCUGCGCGGUCGGCGGAUUGCAUUAGCUGGGGUCCGCACAACGUCUUGCAGGUGUGCACACGCUGGGCCGUUUCGAUGUACCUGGCGAACCUGCUCACCCCUGCGUGCCAGCGAAGCGUUCGCCAUCAUCCGCUAGCUCACCGAAGCGACGGAGAAUCUGUCGAGGUGGUCGUUGGCGCCAAGUGGAGCACCACCUUACUGCCAGAGGUGUACUAUCCGGCCACCGCUCGUCUGUGUGUGCAAACAACCAGUAAUCUGGUGGUGUAUCGCGUUUCUCGCCAUGGGGCGAACCGCGUGGUGGCGAGUCACGGAAUCGGUAUUGCGUGCUCUUGCGGAGGGCUUGCCCGACUCUCCGCCCACAGUGACGGCAUCGUCGCCGAAGCUUCACCCAGUGAAAGGCCUCUCUCUUGCUUCCUCGCAGCUGAACGGCCCCCCAUCGGGAAGCGCCACAGAGGCGCCGCAAAAUCUUCCGUGAAGGUGACGUCAAAGCCAAAGACGAAGCCCGCGACGAAAAAGACAUUUGCCGCAGCUAGACAGAAGGGAAGACAAGGGAGCUGCAGCACAGCGAAUAGCAGCGGUGAUGACGAGAGCGCCAGCAGCAGCCGCAGUGACGCAAGCUCAUCAUCAGGGAGCCGGCCUUUACCGUCGCGUUUUGCUUCCCGGUCCAGGGCGUCGGCUACUGGUGCCGGCAAGGGCGGCAGCUCGCAUGAGAGCGCGAUGCCGACGCUUGUGAGUGCAGGUAACCCAGAUCGCGCACACGCUGAAACUAACCCAGUAGAGGCCGACAGCGCCUCGCCGGAGAACGACGACGUCGGCUCUGUGGUGGACUACACGUGGCUCGACCAGGAUGAUCUGCUUGUUCUCACCAUCCAGGGCCUUCACCUAGUGGCGCUCGCUGGGAACUUGUCAGACAAUGAUGGACCCGUGACGCGCUCCCUGCCGCCGCCCCUGUAUAGGUGGGGAGGCGAGGAUGAAGUGGCGCAGCUCGGGUUUCGAGGGCCUGCUCCGCUAUGCAUGACACCCCUCUUUACAGACGGGCUUGCCGCCUCGACCGCGACCGCCGCUGCUCUCGCGCGGCUGCGGCGCAUAGUAGUGAUCGCUAGCCCGUACAUGCUACGUGUCAUUCAUGUGACGCGCUCGUCACCGGCAAACGCGACUGCCGUAAUGCACCUCGCUUACACGGUGGAGGUGCCGUCGUUGACGUCGGUGCCGACAUCCGUCUGCGCUGCGGCCGUGCGGCACACAGGGCAGACGGCGACGCGAGCGGCAGACCUGCCCCCAGAGCCCGAAGUCGACGUGGUGGUAUUCGUGUCCGCGCCGUGCGCGGUGCUACGGGGACGCUUUGCACUGGCAGCGCUGUCGUCGUCUUCUGAAUCUGCGCUGCCAUCUCCCUGCCGCCGCAUUGUCUUUCACGUCGACGCGCACUACGGCUCCGACAUCCUCGUGGGUGAGGUGUGCCUGCGCCGGCUGAUGGCGGUCCCGUUUGUGGCCGAUUCAAGGGUCGCAGGUGCCGAUGUCGGCGGUGAAGGUGAUCGAAUCAACUCGUCGAGCACCGAGCUCGACGAUGCAGCCGUCGCGGUCCUUGGCAUCGGCGAAAAGUCCGUGUACGAGUUUCUCGCCUGCGGUCCGUCCUCGGCGGUGCUGCUCCAGUGCCCUUUGCUGGCGGGCUGUAGCGAGAUGCCACCACGCAGGUGUGCCGGGAUUGCGGGCGUAGCGCUGCACCCGUCUGGUACGCUGGCGGUGGCGGCUGUGCAAACAGGGCAAGCAAACCAUGAGCCAACGCACCUGUGGCCCGUCUCGGUGGACACGCGCGGUGGGUGGCUAAGAAGACUGGUGGAGCUGGGCGCUCUCGUGCCUGACGCGGUAACUGGCAAGCCGCACGAAGACAGCGCUUUCGGAGGCGCCGUCGAACCAUACGAGUCCUCGGGGAGCAUAGUGCGAUCUAUGCUGCUGCAGCAGGCAAGCACGUCUUUCUUUCUGUAUGAACAACUUCUGCCGGGGUCUGUGGCGCAGUCCAGCGAGAUUCACCGGUAUGCGCAGGUGCACCAGCAAGCACGCCAGCUGCCGACCACAGAGAUGCUGCACGAUUAUCGGCGAUCUAUGAUACCCGGCUGCGUCGCAUCCUCGCGAAUCCCUUCGCUAGCAGACGUGCCCGCGCGCCGCCGAUACCUGCACUUACGAGCACAGUACGGGGUAGACCUUUUCUUACGGUGGCCUUUACGGUUGUCCACGGCUGCCGGCGAUGCAGCGAGCGGCGUGCCAUCCGUCUUUGCGUCGCCACCUUCUAUGGACGCAAUGCAGGCCUCGUGGCCGUGGUGGCGGCUGCUGCAGCACAUAUGGGCAAUCUGUCCGUGGGAUAGGCCGGUGCUCAGCGAGCUUGUCCUCUCGAACGCUGUACAAAUCCUCGCCAAGCGCUAUUGCUACGCGAACAUGACGCUGGAGGGCUCAGAGAGUCUCCGCGACUGUGCAGUGACCGUGGCGGAAUCGGCGCGCUGCUCGACGAAGCCAGACGCACUUGACGUUGACGGCGCUAUCGCCUUUAUGGAGGCCUACAUGAAGGCACAGAAGAUUGCCGUGCGCAAGGCCAACGGCAGCACACAAGCAGCAUCUUCCUCAAGCCUUGGCCUCAUCACUGCUGCCGAUUGCGCUGAGCCUGCAGGACCGGGUGGAGACAACGAGAGGCUGCCCCGCAAGGCUGCGAGAGAUGCCCCGCAACUGGCGGCGCAGGUGCACUGGUGCGUGUCGCCGUCAUGGGUGACCUCAUUGGAGGCUUUUUUAGAAGCCACCGCGUACAGCCACCGACGGAGCGCUGGCGUCUCGUCAGCCGUAGGCGGCAAUGCUUCGGAGACCUCAUCGUUGCACUUGUUCCCCUGCUCUCUCUGUGAUCGUCCCACUUGUGUACCUUUGUUGCUGGGUCUCUCGAGCACAUCAACGCACGUUCCAGCCGGUGACGAUCCCGAAGUGAAGCGGGACGCAUCUGUUACGGCUCCCGCGUCGCACACCACCCUCUUCUCCGGUAGCACGCUUAGUCCUCUCUCCUUUUUCUCCGAGGACUACGUGCUAACACGGUGUCUCGCGUGCGGACUGAGUGACUUUGCAGACGGGCCGCGGUGCCGCGUGUGCGGCGGGAUGCUGGAGUGA